AUGUCGUUACCACUACGACCUGCAUUGGAGAAUGUCGCUUCUGUUGAUCGAGUCCUGGAAGACUUGCUCGUUCGUUUUAUUAUCAAUUGUCCACCAGAGGAUUUGUCAAGUGUAGAGAGAGAAUUGUUCCAUUUCGAGGAAGCUUCAUGGUUUUACACGGACUUCAUCAAGUUGAUGAAUCCAACUCUACCUUCCCUUAAAAUCAAGUCGUUCGCACAACACGUUAUUAAACUAUGUCCUCUUGUGUGGAAAUGGGAUAUCAAGGCCGAUGAAGCGUUACAAAAAUUCUCAAAAUACAAGAAAAGUAUACCGGUGAGAGGUGCAGCGAUUUUCAAUCAGAAGCUCAAUAAGAUCCUCUUGGUUCAGGGUACAGAAUCCGAUUCGUGGUCUUUCCCCAGAGGUAAAAUCUCCAAGGACGAAGACGAUGUCGCAUGUUGUAUACGUGAGGUGAAGGAGGAGAUUGGAUUUGAUUUGACGGAUUAUAUCGAUGAGGAACAAUUUAUUGAAAGAAACAUUCAGGGCAAAAACUACAAGAUCUUUAUCGUUAAGGGUGUUCCUGAGGAUUUCAAUUUUAAGCCCCAGGUGAGAAAUGAAAUUGAUAAGAUUGAAUGGCGCGAUUUCAAAAAGAUGUCAAAGACCAUGUAUAAAUCCAACGUGAAAUACUACUUGAUAAAUUCAAUGAUGAGACCAUUGUCCGUAUGGUUAAGACGCCAGAAGCAUGUUAAAAACGAUGACCAAUUGAUACAAUAUGCGGAAGAACAACUAAAACUUUUGUUGGGUAUCACAAAGGAGGAAAAUACCGAUCCAGGUAGAGAUUUACUCAAUAUGUUACACACUGCGGUGCAAUCGAAAGACGAAAAGAUUGAACCUUUGCAAACUUUGCAAAAUGAGACAGCUGCAAUGACUGCACCAGUGGUUCCAUUGCAAUCACCGCCCGUGCCUUACCAGCAACAACAUGUCCCACCACUCAUGGGGUUCCAACCUUUUGCACCAUUUCCUUAUGUGAAUGGCAAUUUACCUUUCUUGAAUCCUCAAAUUGUGCCGUCGAUGGGUCAUCCUAACGGAUUCAUGCAAAUGAAUAAUCCUGAAGUCAAUGCGUCAACUCCUGAACCUUCCUCCUUAGCGAAACCAGUAUUAGCCCAGGAACAGGCAUCUAAUGGCACAUCAAGCUCUAAGCAAUUGUUGGAUUUGCUUAACACAAAGAAAACUGAAACUCCUAAAGUUUCAAUCCUGGAAAGACCUAUUGAAGCUGGUGAGAAACUAGAUUUGGAUAGUAAUAUUUCAGAUUCGCAGUCAUUGUUAAACAUUUUGAAGAAUCCGGGGCAACAAAAUAGAUUGAUCAAUGAACCAAAGAUUUUGCCCACUAGAGCCGUUGAAGAAGAGGCUUCAUUAAAGGAUGAAUUGACCGAUGAUGCAUACGAGGAAUUCGAGAGUAGCUCGGAUGAAGAAGAAUUACAAGAAAAGAAAUCUGAGGAAAGUUCUGACACUCAUAAUGAUUAUGAUAGCAGUUCUGAGGAGCAAGAAGAGGAGCAAGAAGAAGAGGAACAGGUCGAAAAUAUACAAAGAGAAGAACCGCCAGUCGGUUUAGUUAAUCAUGACGUUUUGAAAGAAAACAAUUUCAAACCAGAUGAAGUGCCGCACGUUGACGAACACAGCGAAAGUAUUAGGUCAGUUGAUGGUACCCAACUGUCUGCUGACAAAACGAAGCCCAAGCCCAAGUUCAAGCUUUUGAGACGUGGUGAAACAUUGGAUGAUAUCUUGCCCAAUGAAAAGACCACCAAACAGCCUACGGAGUUACCGCAAACUCAACCUGUUGAUGCUAACUCCCCUCAAUCUUCAAACUCUUUGUUAGAGCUACUGAAGAGACCAACCAACAAUACGAAACCAGAACCUAAGUGGCCACAAACCAUUCCAGACCAGAAAGUUUCGCCUGAAGAUGAACUAAUGGCUAUGAUCAAUAAGGGUCAGCGUGCUGGUCCCGCACCCGAAGCCCCAGCUGAGCAGGGAGCUACCGGGUCAGCUCAAUUAUUAAGUAUGCUGAAGAAAAGCAAGUCAAAAGGUACUCAUGACUCUCCUUUAGUCAGUGACACAGGCUCACAAUCAGCUUCUUCCGACCUUUUGAACAUAUUAAAGCGUAAUCCUGGUCCUUUCCACCAAAGUCCAAAUUACCAGGAAUCUGGCCUUGUGACUCCACAACAGCAAAUCCUUACAGAUCCUUUCAACAGCGGACCUAGACAGCCAGCAUCCAAUGAACUAUUGCAUCUCCUGCAUAGGAACAGGUGA
Messenger RNA from Torulaspora delbrueckii, 2283 nucleotides. RefSeq names its product decapping enzyme complex catalytic subunit (gene DCP2). Lineage: Eukaryota; Fungi; Ascomycota; Saccharomycetes; Saccharomycetales; Saccharomycetaceae. The record is from RefSeq and is a predicted model, not a curated record. Gene Ontology annotation, molecular function: RNA binding; 5'-(N(7)-methylguanosine 5'-triphospho)-[mRNA] hydrolase activity; manganese ion binding. Gene Ontology annotation, biological process: nuclear-transcribed mRNA catabolic process, nonsense-mediated decay; deadenylation-dependent decapping of nuclear-transcribed mRNA. Gene Ontology annotation, cellular component: P-body; cytoplasm. The coding region runs from base 1 to 2283 and encodes 760 amino acids. The transcript has a single exon.